Messenger RNA from Diatraea saccharalis (sugarcane borer), 43863 nucleotides. The record is from the annotation of a GenBank genome assembly. Lineage: Eukaryota; Metazoa; Arthropoda; Insecta; Lepidoptera; Crambidae.
AUGAAAUGUCCCGAGGAUGGCUCCGAUAAGCUGCGAGCGAACUUUAUCAAGUUAUCUUACACGCGAUCGCUGUGCUCUGCAUUAUUUCCGAAAUAUGUCGAAGAUAAAAAUGAACAGGAAAGAGUUCAAAAGAAAACAUUCGUCAACUGGAUUAAUUCACAUCUAUCGAAGCGUAUACCACCGAUGCGCAUCGAUGACCUCAUAUAUGACCUGCGAGAUGGCACCAAGUUACUCGCACUCUUGGAGGUGCUUUCUGGAGAAAAACUGCCCAUGGAGAGAGGUCGUGUGCUUCGGAGGCCACAUUUCCUCUCCAACGCCAAUACCGCCUUACGUUUCCUAGCCGGCAAGAGGAUCAAGCUUGUGAACAUCAAUGCUGCUGACUUAGUCGACGGCCGGCCUGCGGUCGUCCUUGGACUUAUAUGGACUAUAAUCUUAUACUUCCAGAUCGAGGAAAACAGCAGAGCACUGGAAUAUCUGGUGGGAUCACGAUGUGCAUCAGUGAUGUCUCAAGAGUCAGGCACGGCUACUCCUACCCAAAGGGCUGAAGACAGAUGGAAGCAAGGAGCUAGGAAAACGCUCUUGCAAUGGGUGGCAAAUGCCCUACCCAAGGAUUCAAACAUCCAAGUCACAGAUUUCGGUCCAUCAUGGCGAGAUGGCAUCGCAUUCUUAGCCAUUAUAGAUGCAAUCAAAGCCAACCUGAUCAACUUGGCGGAAAUGAAAAGAAAAACCAAUAAGCAGCGCUUGGAGCAUGCGUUCGACGUCGCAGAAAGCGAGCUAGGCAUCGCUAGACUGUUGGACGCUGAAGAUGUAGAUGUGGAUAAGCCAGAUGAGAGAUCCAUUAUGACAUAUGUAGCUCAGUUCCUUCACAAAUAUCCGGAGCCUAAGACGACAGGACCAGAUGCCGUAGCGGCAGUACAAGAGGAGUACGAAUCUCUUCGAAUGUGGCUGACCGAACGUGUCACCACAGUUCAAAGGCAAUACGACUCGCGAACGCUAUCGCGAAACUACGAAGAUUAUGUUCGCGCCGAAAAUGAGAGGCUCGCUCGUGAGCCUAUCUACCAAAAACUCGAAAAACUUAUGUACACCCAGAGUUUAGUUGCUAUAGCUCCUAAAUCAUGGCGAGAACUUGUUUCACUCUGGGUAGAGCUAGAGAGAUUACACAGAAGAUGGCUUUGGCUUUUAGACUCAGAUUUACCGGGUGAUUUCAAAGUCAUAGGAGAUUGGCUCGCAAGGGCCGAAUAUCUUUUAUAUUUCGACGAAAUUCCAACAACCUUAGACGAAAGAACUGCUGCAAUUGUAAGUGAAAAGUUAGAAGAACAUAGUUCCUUUUUCGCUAAUCUGCCAGAGGUAAUGGAAAGAUUCGAAAGAGCGUUAAUAUCUCCAGAAGCUUCAAGAAUACCAAGUGAGAGGCUUCAAGAUAUGAAAGAUAGACUUGAAACUGUAAGUAGAGGAGCACCACAAAGAAAAGCAAGAUUAAAGUAUCUGGAGCACAAAUGUUGUAUUGUAGCAUUUACAGAGUUAACGAGAGCAAAACUUUCCGCGUGGACCAGCAAGUAUGGUCGCAUUGAUAAUGUACGUGCCUUAUUAGAUGAUUAUGACAAUUUUGUAACUAAAAAUAAGAUUUUCCAAGAGUUUGAUAGAGCAUAUGUCGAUAUAAAACAAGUUGCUGAUGAAUAUAAGAGAGUUUGUGAAGUAGAUAGGACGGAAGCAAGAGAGAUUGAUACGUUUUUAAAAGAAGUGGCCGAAACUUGGAGGAGGGUCGCUUCAGAUGUGAGAUGUGCUCGAAGCGUGCUUGAAGAAGUAAUUGCUCACUGGGAGAGGUGGAAUAAUUUAUCUGACGACUUCACAACAUGGUUAGACAAAGCUCAGCACAUGCUGAGAGUUUCAGAAGAUGAAAGAUUAGAAUUCUUCCAAGACUUAACAGUCUGGAAAGAGAAACACCAAAUUUUAGGCGACGCAGCUGGAUUUUUGGCUGCUACUUGCUCUGACGAAAUAAGUUCAGAAAUCAAAAGAAAAUACGUAGAAAUCACUGAAAGAUGGGAACGUGUUUGGGAUGAAGCAGAACGAUAUGUCCGUGGUGGGGAUGCCCUGCGCCACAGGCGCGAGUUGGCCUCUGGAGUGCAAGCUUUAGACAAUUGGUUGACUGCAGCUGAGAAUAUUUUGACACGACAACCAAACGCCAACACCGCUGACAUACAAGCCUAUAUUGAUCAAUUAUUACAGCUUAAUUCAGAAAUUGAACACAACGAGGAACUUUUCAAAACCAUAAGCAGAACCUUCCAAAAUGCAAUUGCUGAACUUCCAAGAGAUGAAGUAGAGGGUAACAUGGCUAAGUUGAAACAGCAGAAAGAAGCCCUAGUAAGGGUGCGUGCGACCGUUCCUGUGAAGUUGCACCAGUACCGACAGCUGUUAGUUCAGCAUGAGUCCCUGGAGACAGGACAGAAAGAGAUCGGCAGCUGGCUCGAUAAGGCCGAAGAAAAUCUCAGGUCCAGAAGUGAGACAAGACGUGAGAUUGUGGAAGAGCGUUACGAGAUUCACAGAUCGUUUUUCUCGCGCACAACUUACUACCGUUCCAUGUUGGAGAGCAAGAACAAAGUCUUCCAGAACAUAGUUAAGUCUGCUGAUGCUGACCGUAGUGCUGAUGUCACUGAUCAAGUUAGAUUAAUGAGAGACCUGAAUGAAAGAUUCGCCUAUGUAUCAUCCGAAGCUACUCGUCGAGAAUCAGAACUGCAACGUUUAGUAAGAGCUUGGGAAGAGUUCGAGACGAAGAAACGAAUAGUGGAAGAAUGGGCUUCCCGCGCGGAAGCUUUGUUGGCCGAUAAUCGAGUAGAUUCCAAACAAGCUGUUGACUUCCACAAGCGAUUCUUCCAAGGUGCAGAUGAACGUGCCGUUUCAGAGCUGGUACGCUCAGGACGGGAACUUCUAGAGCUGGUGAAUGAAGAAGACCGUCCGCAAGUGGUCCAGACCGUGGAAGAGUUGCAGCGUCGGUGGCGAGAGCUAUUGGCGCGUGCGCCGCCACACCUCAUGCGGCUGGAGUUUAGGCUCGAUGAGGCCGUCUUCCAUCAUUGCAUCAAGGAUAUCGAGAAGGAGAUUGCCUAUGAGGAGCAGGCUUAUAAUCAGAGCGAUGACGCCGACGGCAUCCUUAUCCGCAACGAAGAAUAUUUCCGUAACCAAGGCAAAGUGAUGCAAGUCGAACACUGUCUUCAAAACCUCAAGACGAUUGCUACUAGCUACACUCACCAAACUGGAGAUACUACUUUAGAAGAGUCGGUCAAGAAAUGUGAACAAGAAUGGGAAAGCACCGUCCACAGAGUGGAACAUUUUAGACAGCAGUUGCAAAGGAUUCCAGCUAAAUGGGACGCUUACAGAGAAAAGUUUAGGGAAAUGGAAAGAUGGAUGGAGCACGUCGGUACUACUAUGGAUAGUAUCGUAAGAGAAGUAGAUUCUGCUGAAGCAUUUGAAAGAGAGAAGACCAUAUUCCAAAACAUCUGUCGCGAAGCUGACAAGAAAAGAGAAGAUAUGAAGUGGCUUGUUCAAACACUCGACAUGUUGACCAACCAUUGUUCCGAAUUAGAAGCUCAAGAAGAACAGAUAAAAUUGGAGAACCUCAUUGCCAGGUAUAAAAAUCUUAUACCAACAAUAGAAAUAACAAUGAUAAAGACAGAAACAUACACACGAUGCUACACGUAUCGCAGAGAAGUACACGAAGUUAUUUGUAUUUUGGAAAAUGCCAAACAACAAGCUAUGAUUGAACCAGAACCUCAAUCCUUACAACACGUCGAACAAUUAGUUCUAGAGCAACAGGCAGCCGUACAGAAACUUGACCGCCAACGUCCUUCGGUAAUGUCAAUGUUACAGCGGGGCAAAGAGCUUAUUAAAGAUGCCAAUGCUCCUGCCUUCGUAAGAGAGGAUGUCAGAAACCUUGAAAGUGGUUGGAAUAGCGCCUAUGAAACAUCAAAUGAUAGAUUACAUAAAUUACGUGAUACCCAAAAAGUAUGGUCGAAUUAUGAAUAUCAAAAAGAAGAAUUACUAUCAGACCUAAACAAGAUUGAAAGCUAUGUCGCUCAUCCCGGCUUAGAACUUGGAGUAUCUAAUAUCGGUCGUGAACUCCAAGAAACACGUACACUUAACGCUGAUAUUGAAAAAGCCAAACAGGAAAAACUACCUCAGUUACAACAAGCAUAUGCUGAAUUACGUUCUCUUACUGCUAAUAAGCCCAAACCAGUUAUUGAAAAAGAUUUGGAAACAAUUGAACGUAAGUUAGGUAGAGUACAAGAUGAAGUGCACACCAAAGUAGAACAUCUCGAACAGUUUAAUCAAGAAUGGGUCAAAAUUGAUAAAAAAUUAGAACAUGUUCGAGAAUGGAUUAAAAAGGAGAGCCCGGCACUAUUAUUUCAAAUUCGAUCUGAAAAUAUCACGCCUGAAGACCGCGUUCAAAAAUCACAAGCAUUACAAAACAUCAUUAGUGAAAAACUAGACAUUAUUCGAAAUGUUGCUGAUCAAGGAAGUAAACUAGCUGUUGAACAUCGCAUUCAAGAUGCUAAUAGACUAAAAGGUGAGGUUGCUUUACUAGAAAAAAUGAUGGCUGAUAUCCAAAGAUCCAGUGAACAUCAAACAAAGUUAGUUGAGCUUGAUUUAGCUAGUUGGCAAAAAUAUCAAAAAGGGGUAUCUGAAAUUAAGCCGUGGAUAGAAGAAGCGGAAAUGAAACUAGGUAAUGCACCAAAACCAAUCACAUUAACUGAAGCUCAACAAUUGCAACAGCAAUCAAGAGCUUUGGUAACUGAUUGUGACAAACAGUUAAUGAACCUACAAAUUUUAUCAAGCGUUAGUCAUCAAUUAUCAGGAAAAACUAGUGCUCCCGAUGAAGUUGACGCUAUACAUUCUAGAUGGGCGGUGGUUCAUGAUCUCUCAGAUCAAUGGAACAAUAAAUUAGAUAAACUUGUUACAAAUUGGGAAAACUUUGAACGUGAAGCUGAAAAGUUAGAAUCUUGGAUUGAAAAUGGUGAAAAAUUAUUAAGCAGUCGUAACCUUGCCAUAGAUACGCCACAAGUUGAAAAAUUAGACAGAGAGCUGAAUAAAUUAAAAUCAUUUGGAAAUGAAAUUUCGCAACAGCAAGCAAAGAUUAUUAGUUUAUCUCAAACUUGUGAUAAUAUUUGUCAUAGUAUACAACCAGAAGGAGCAGCUGUAUUGAAAAAUAAAGUAUCUGAUAUAAAACAACGCACGAAUGCUUUAGCUGAAACUGUCAGGACAAGAGUAAAUGAAUUGUCUGAUAAAAUUAUUGUACGUCAAGAGUUUAUGACAAAACUACAUACAUUUGACAGUUGGAUUACCGAUUUUAGAAGAAAAACUGAAAGUUACGAUCAAAUAAGUGCUGAUAAAGUGGAACCAACUUUACAAUCAAUGCAUGUGUUAUCUCAAGAACAUGCAGCUAAGGAACCGGAAUUCACUGACAUCUAUAAUGAAAUAAAAAACAUGACGCUAUCAGCUCAUCCUGAUGAAUCUCGUUCUCUUAGUGAUACUUAUUCAAACAUAGCACAGCAUUAUCAAAUAAUAGAAAAUAAUAUUCAACAAAAUAAGGCUGUCUUACAAAAAUGGUCUGAACUUCUGAAUUGGUACGAAGAUACCAAACAACAGCUUGGUCAUAUUCAAUAUCAAAUUGAAGGCCCUAAAUUAACACCAGAAAGUUACGAAAUUCUUCGUCAAGAACUAGUAAAUACUAUGACUAAAGUUCCUGAAUGGAAAAGUCAUGUAGCAUUAUUAGACGGACCUUCGAGGGUCAAAGUAACAGAUCAGAAUACAGGUAGAAUCAUCUCACCGACGAGCUUAGUUAAAGAAAUAGAAAUGAAAGCCGACGCCUUACUCAAUCAAGUUACAUCUAAGAGGGAUAUUGUCCAAAAAGUUGGCGUUAGAUGGGAUAAAUUUAAUGUUCAACAUAAUGCACUGGCUAAAGUUUUACAUGAUGUUCAGGGUGUUCUAAAUGAUAUGGCUCAAAAGCCCGUUCCUCUUACUGAAGCCACAAUUCAAGAUAUGACUGAACAACUUGAUAAACUUGACGCCGAAUUAAAAGAAAAACAAUCAAUUAGAAAAGAAUUGAGAGAGGAAGGAUUGCAUUUGAUGAGGGAAGAUCAGCCAAAUAUGGGCACAAUACAAAAUGCUCUUUCCACAGCGGAUCACAGUUGGGAUCAAGUUGUCAAUAAUGUUCGUGAUACUAAAAAUAAAUAUAUUCUUCUAUCUUCUACCUUGCAAGAACUCAAAAAUUUUACAGUUGCGUUUGAUAGAGAAAUGAAUAGGGCUGAGCAGUUAUAUAAUGAAGCAAAAGAUGCACCAAGCGAUUACAUACAAACUGCUCAGUCUUUAGAGAAAGCUAAGAAAUCUUAUGAAAUUUUAAAAAGAUCUAAAGGCUUACUAGAUCAAAUGGAUGUUAUUAAGCAGUCAGUUUUAAAACAAGCAUCAACAUUAGGUGGAUUUGACACGAGUCCCCUCGAAGAAGCAUUCCUUCAGUCACAAACUCACUGGGAGAAAGUUAACGAUGCCACAAUUAAAAGAAUUCAAGAUUUAGAGUCUCAACUUAUUGUUUGGAGGCAAAUUGAUGACACUAAAAACCAAGUUAUAUCAUGGCUAAGUGAAACAGGACAGAACUUAUCUAACGCUUGUGACAAUUUGGAGAUAAGAUUUGGUCAAAAUCAUCUAACAAAGUACAAAGAAGAGUUGCCUAUUUAUCUCUCUCUCAAAAAUAGCAUCAAAGCCAAAUGUGAACAAAUUACUAAUUUGAAUAAAAAUAUUCCUCUAGAACAAGUUUCUUCAAUAGUGUCUUACUUAGAUUCUGAAUUUGAAGCUCUUCAAGGAUUAGCUGAAAACUUAGAAAGUGCUGUAUCAUCAUUAGAAUCUAAAGAAAAUAAACUAAAGGAUAAUAUAAAACGUCUUUCAGAUAAAGUAAGUAAGAUUCGUGAUGAUAUCAUUAAAUGUGAUGAUAUGACUGGAGAUAAUGCAAAAAUAUUGGAUAGAUUAAAGAAAUGUCAGUCUUGCAAAGCUGAAUUACAAAGUCUUAGUGAUGAAAUUGACAAUGUAACUCAAAAUGUCUCAGAAAUGAACGCAAACUAUCCUGGAUUUUACGAAUCUUUAGUUCCAAAGGAAUUGAGUACUUUGCAGAAACGGUUUGAAAGUGUACUGUUGCAUGCUAAUAAAACUGAAACAACUCUUCUAACAUUCUUACAAAAACUGUUUACUGACAAAUUGGCGAUGUUCAAUAGGAAUUUGAAAAUUCUUGAUGAUAAAACUAGAUGGUGCAUGCCAGAUGCAAGUAGUGAUAAAUAUAAUUUAGAGGUCAAAGCAGCUGCGUUACUGGAUGUUGAAAAUGGUAUUGAAGAAUGCAAUAAUAAAGUAAAAGAAUUGAAAGAAGCUUGUGAUAUACUAAAAGUAGUUGCGGAGCCAGUUUGUGCUCAAGAAGCAGCAGUACAAACAGAGAAAGCGCAAAAAAAUCUUGAUGUUUUACUAGCUAACCAUAAUGAAAUCAAAAAUAGACUUAAAGAAAAUAUUGAGUCUUGGCAAGAAUACGAAACAUUAUUAGAAAACGUAUCUGAAUGGUUAAAAAACAAGGAAAAUAUUGUAAGACAAGAAGCAGCUCAUCUUCUAAAUAUUAAUGAUAUUGACACUAAAAUUACAGAAAUUAAAAAAAUUCACGAGGAAGUCAAAAACUAUAAUAGCCAAGUAAACACACUCGCAGCUAUUGGGGAAAAUAUUGUGUCUCGAAAUCCUGAUUCCCGCGUACUCCAGUAUAUUAAUCACUUAGUCACACGUUAUCAAACAAUCAAUAAGUUUUUUGAUAAUCAUGUAAAUAGGUUGCAAGAUUUAAAAAAUAAUAAAGGUAAAUAUGAUAAAUCGAUAGCUGAUUUUAAAAAUUGGUUGCAAGAAGCGAAUGGAAAAAUAAAAGACCUAUCAGUAAUGAGUAAACAUGCAAAGCCAAGUAUAGCUGAUUUGGAACAAGUUAAACGACUUAAUGAAAACAAAGAAAUUGGGCAGAAACUUUUGAAUAUUGCCAUCGAAUCUGGUGAAGCUUUAUUUAGUGGAAUUACUCCAGAAUGUCGUGAACAAGUAAGAAAUGAAUUAAGAUCUCUUAGAGAUUACUUUGAAGAUUCUGUUGAUUCGCUUAACAACAUUAUUAAGGACAUUGAAACAACCAUUAACAAACGAUCAUCUUUUGAUGAUACGUUUAAUCAAGUGCAGAAAUGGAUAGCUGAUAAAGAGAAGGAAUUAGGUGAAACUAAAUUAUGCUCUACACUUCCAGAAAAAAAAGCUCAGCUACAUAAUAACAAAAUUAUGCAUCAAGAGGUUGAAUUACAUCAAUCGAUGAUUCAACAGCUAACUGAGAAAAUAAAACUUAUGCCUGAUGAAGAAGCUGAAAAAAGCCUUUCAAAAACAAUUGACCGAUAUAAAUCAAUGUCCAAAGAACUUGAAAACCGAAUCGCUGCUUGUGAAACCCAUGUUGCUGAUCAUGAACAAUAUGUACAGUCGUUUGAAGAAUGCCGUGAUAACCUAAAUCAUAUCAUUGCAGAAAACAGUAUGUUAAACUACGGAUUAGUCACACAAAAAGAAGACGUUGACGCAAAAAUUGCUGCCAUAAGUAAGGUAACAUCAAAAGCCGUGGAAAUUGAAAACCUUCUAAGUGGAUUAAAAUCUCAAUUAAACAAUGUCCUGCAAACCACUAGUUCUAACGGCCAUCCUGUACUUAUUAGUGAAUAUGAACAGCUUCAAAUCACAUGGGACCAAUUUUCAACACAAUGUAAAGAACAAGACAAAAAACUCAAUGAUAUUUUGAAACAAUGGAAUGAGAGUCAAAAAACUCUUGACGAAUUGGAAGAAUGGUUAAAAAUUAAAGAAAGUCAAGUAAGAGACCAAAGUUUGAAAAAUAAUCUCGAAGCAAAAAAAGCUCACUUAGAUAAAGUCAAAGAAAUGAAAAACGAGUUAGCAGCAAGAAGUGCAGAUUUUGCCAAUCUUACAAGCAACAAACAAACUAUUGCAAAUGAAUCUGAUCUUACAAACAAAACAUCAAAGUUAGCAACGAGGUAUCACACUUUGAAUAAUCUGGUUAACGAAAUUAUAUCUAAAUAUGAAGUGUUUGUUUCUGAACAUCAAACAUUUGAAAAUGAGUAUGAACAAAUGGAAAAAUGGCUUAACGGAAUGCUUGGUGAUUUACAAGAUUUAAAUGAGAUUGUAGGUGAUUACGCUGUUUUGCAAGAAAAGCAAAAUAAAGCGAAAGAAUUAUAUGAAACCCGCAACAGAAAGACGCCUGCAUUCGAAGAAUUCUUAAGUCUUGGAGAAAAACUUUACACUCAUACAAGCCCUGAUGGCAGAGAGAUUAUUCGACAAAAAAUCAGAAAAAUUAGAACACUAUGGGAUGCUUUUGGAGACAGUUUCCAAGAAACAGUAAAUAAACUUGAUCAGUGCCUACUACAAUUUUCUGACUUUUCUCUUGCACAAGAACAAUUAACAAAAUGGUUAAAAGACGUUGAAAGAGCUAUGCAACGUCAUACAGAAUUAAAAGCAACUCUAGAGGAGAAAAAAGCUCAGUUGCAAAACCAUAAAAUAAUGCAUCAAGAAAUUAUGACUCAUCAACAAUUAGUCGAAUCAGUAUGUGAUAAAGCACAACAGCUAGUAGAUCAAACUCACGAUGCAUCUUUGAAUGUCUAUUUACAGUCUAUCAAACAACUUUUCCAAAAUAUCGUAACUAAAUCUCAAAACUUGCAGGAUAAUUUGGAAGACUGUGUCAAAAGACACGAAGAUUUAGUUUGUCUUAUUCAACAAUAUAAAGAUUGGUUAGGAUCUCAAUCUGAAAAGUUACUAGAUAUUGAAAAUGCUACAGGUGAAAAACCUGAAAUUAUUCGUAAACUGCACUCAACCGUUAUUUUGAAAGACAUUGAAAAAAUAGGCUUCAGUAAAUUAGACGAAAUUAAAAAUAUCUUCUCAUCUGUCAGUAAAAGCACUUCUGAAGCAGGAAAUCAAGCUAUCAAAUCAGAAAUUGAUAACUUAGUCGGACAACUCCGCAAUGCAGUUGAAAAUAUUGGUACGGCAGAACAAAAACUGAAACAUACAUUAGAUAUUUGGAACAGGUUUGAUUCUUCAAUUGAGUCCAUAACAGAGUGGCUUAAGGAUAUGGAAUCUAAAUGCCGCGAUCAAAGUCUUUGCUCCACGCUGGAAGAAAAAGAAUCACAAUUGAAAAGAUGUGUGGAACUUCGUAAUGAAAUAAACAGUAAAGAGAAAGAAAUUGAUGCCUUUGUUGAUGAAUCACAUAGUCUAAUUCAACUUAGUGGUGUAGAACGUCUAAAACCUCUUGUUACUCAAGUAAGUAGUCGUUAUCAACAGUUACAUUUAAUAUCAAAGGAAAUCGUUAAUCAUAGGUCAGAAUUAGUCGCAGAUCACAGAAAAUAUGUUCAACUUCGAAAUGAAUUUGACGCAUGGUUAAAACCAUUAGAAGAACAACUGUCACAAAUGGUCACAAAAGAAGAUAAGCUUAGUAUAGAAAGUAAAGGAAAUAAACUACAAAGAUUUUUAAUGGAAAAAGACAAUGGUGAACAUAAAAUUGGUAUACUGACUGGUGCCGGAGACAAAGUUCUGCCCGAAACUGCGGCAAACGGAAGAGAAAAUAUUCGAACUGAUAUAAGAGCGCUAAGAGAAAGGUGGGAUAAAUUUAAUGAUACCAUUUUACAACAACAAAAAGAAUACGAGUCUCAAACCUUACAGUGGUCAAGCUAUCAAGAUGUUUUGCAACAAACUUUAUCUUGGCUGGAUGAAAAGGAAAAGAUUGUAGAAUCUGAAGAAAAGAUAGUUCUUAAUUCAGCACAGGAAAUAAAAUCAAAAUUGCUAAAGAAUAAAACAUUACUUCAAGAAAUUUACUCACAUAAACGGGUUAUUGAAACUGUCACUGAAAAGGCUAAAUCUGUAGCAGCCACGUUGCACUCUGGAAAAAAUGAAAGUGACGAAAUGUCAGCAAUAAUUCAGUCUAUCUGGGACAGAUAUAAUGCAUUGACUAAUCGUUUAUCGCAAAUCAUUAGCAAUCAUGAAAAAACAUUUGAAAUAUAUCAACAGUUUGCUGAUCAACAAAAGUCACUACAAGAUUAUCAGAAACAUUUGUGGGAUCGUUUACAUUUACUUUCCGAUUACACUGGAAAUAAAGCUGCUUUGCAAAGUAAACUAAAUAAACUCCAAGAAUUGUUGGACGCCACUCCAACUGGUAACAAUAAAUUGAAGAUUUUGGCAGAUCUUAUUGAAAGUAACUCUUCAAAACUAUCUCCAAGAGGCAAAGAAGGAAUGUCACGUGAAAUGGCACUUUUAAAAGCUGAUUUGGAGAAAUUUACAGCUACAGUACAUGACGUUAAACGGGGAAUAGAAGAUAAAAUUCAACAAUGGAUCGAAUUUGAGAGCGCUAAUGAACGGUUACAGAAUUGGUUAAGUGAUACUGAAAUGAGCUUGAAAACGUAUACUCCAAAGGCUACCUUGGAAGAAAAAGUUGAUCAACUGAACAAAUAUCAGGAAUUGUGUAAAACGAUUGAUAAUCACGACAAUGAUUUGACCGCUGCCAUAAAACUUGGCGAAGCUUUGGAUCAAGCUAUUUUGUCUAAUUUGAAGAAAACCGAAAAUGAUGUUGAUAAGCUUACUGAUGAAUUUAAUGACCUUAUUGAAAACUGUAAUGAUACGAGAAUUACCAUGAAUUUACAACAAAUGACUUCACGUUUCCAAUCUAUACAAUCAACAGCUAAAGAACUUGUCAAGAAAUGCGAACAAGCUGUAAAUGAUCAUAAAGCUUAUCAAGAAAAAUAUAAUCAAUGCACUGAAUGGAUUAAUACAGCGCAACAUAAAUUUGAGGAAUGUAAUAAAAAUUUGGCAAACACUCCUGAAGGUAUUAGCGCCAAACGUGAAAGUUUGAAUGAUUUGCUUAGUCAGCGUAGAAAUGCAACUCUUUUAGUAAAUAAUACAUGUGAAUUAGGUGAAAAAUUAUAUCCAUCUACAUCGCUGGAAGGAAAAGAAAUAAUAGAGCAACAACUUCAAGACAUUCAGCAAGCAAUUGAUAAUUUGUAUGAAAAUAUAACAAAAGCCGAGAAAAAUUUAGACUCUGAAUUAAACAAAUGGUCAUCGUUUGAAGAUAACUUAAAGAAUGUCCAGCAAUGGCUUUUAACUGCAGAAAAAAAUCUACCCAAGGAAAUAGAGUUAAGAGCAACUUUAGAUGAAAAGCGAAAUCAGCUUAAUGUUUAUAGGUCAUAUCUUCAAGAUGCUUUUGCACAUCAACAAGAUAUUACUGACUUAGAAGCUCGUGCUCAAAGCUUACCUGAUGUUACCAAGAAUAUUACUAAAGAAAUCAACCAACUUAAACAAAGACAUGAAACUGUACUUAGCAGGGCAAAAUCCUUUGUAGAGCAAUAUGAAGCAAUUGUAAAUAAUCAUCAGCAAUACACCAAAGCUGUUAUGGACUUACAAGAGUGGGUUGAAGCCACACACAAUACAGCAGAGUUAUGGGGUGAUGUUAAUUUGGAACGUGUAGCACUGAGCAGCAAUUGUGAAAAAUUAAAAUCUCUACAACUUAGUCUACCGGAAGAAAAGAAUCGUAUUGACAAAAUCCGAUUAUUAGGUGAGAAGGUUCUCCCUGGAACAAUCAGUAAUGGGCAGGCUAAUAUCAGAAACCAAAUAGACUCGUCACAUCAAGAAUGGGAAGGUCUUGUUUCAUUUAUAAAUAAAACUAUUGAAAAUUUAGAGAAUAAGAUCCAGCAAUGGAAUGAAUACGAAAACAUGAAAGAUCAAUGUUUGGCUUGGAUUAGAAAUACUGAUAAUCAAAUUCAUGCAGUUGAUUUAAAAGCUACACUACCCGAAAAACAAGAACAAUUCAAAAAAUUCCAGGAAUUGCAGGGAGAAGUUCGUGCUAAAGAACUUGAAAUAGAUAAUAUUACUGAAAAAGCACAACAUUUGUAUACAGGUGUUCUUGGGCCUAGGGGAUUACAAAUAUCUGAUUUAUCAAUGAAAUAUCAAAACCUCUCUCAGAAAAUUAAAGACUUGACUAAUAGAUGGCAACAAUAUGUUAAAACUCAUCAAGAAUUUGCCAGUAAUGUUUCUGCAUGCUCUCAAUGGAUUGAGGAAUUAAGAGACAAAUUAGAUUUCUGUGCUGAUUUAAGUUCCAGUUCUCAGGAUGACUUAGAAACUAAAUUGGUACUGAUCCAAAACUUGUUGCUAACAAAGGAUGAAGGUUUUACAAAAGUACAGUCACUUGUAGAGCUUGCUCAAAAUGUAAUGGCUAAUACUGCACAAACUGGUCACGAAGCAAUAAAUAACUCACUCAUCACUUUACAAGAGCAAUGGGCUGCUUUGUUAUCCAGAAUUAUUGAAACUAAAAGUAUGUUAGAUGACUCUGUAACAAAAUGGGCCGGAUUUUUGGAACAAAUUCAGCUUAUCGAAAAAAGUAACAAUUGGCUAGAAAAUAUGUUGGCUGAGCUAUCGCCAUUUGAAACGUCCAUGACAGAUAAACGCGUUCAACUGGAAAAAUUAAAAGAAGUUGAGGAAAAAGCUCGUUGUGAUCGCCUUGAUGUUGACAUGCUUAAAGCAAAAGCUUCAGAAAUGAUUGCAAGUGGACAACAAAAUCAAGUCGCAUCAAAAGCGCAAGAAACAUUGAAUAAAUUCGACACACUGUAUGACAAAAUCAAAAAACUACUUGCCGAUCGUGAGGAGCAGUACAAAGAUCAUAGACUAUACAAAGAAGCUCAUGAUGAACUUAUACAGUGGUUAGGUAGAGCUAGGGAAAAAGUGCCAUCUUUGAAAUCAAAGCCUCUUAGCGAUAAAUUAGCAAUAGAGAACUCUGUGGCUCCACUAGAUGCGCUCAUAAACAAACAAGCACAAGGAGAGCUUCUCCUUGAACAUCUUCAGCAUACUGGAGAAGUGGUUUUAGCUAGCACAUCGCCAGAAGGUCAAACAAUAAUAAAAAAUGAAAUGAAAGCAUUAAAAGAAAGUUUUGAUGACCUAUUUAAUGAAAUCAAACAACAAAAAAAUCAGUUAGAAGAAACUGUUAAUCAAUGGCGCGAAUAUAAAGAUGAAUAUGAAAGACUUUCAGAUUGGUUGCAACAAAAAGAAAUUCUUAUCAAGAAUCAUAAAUUGGCAUUGCUAGGUUCUGCAAAAGAAAAAGGUGCGCAGGUAAAUGAAGUGAAAGAAAUUGUUAACCAAUUAAAUAAAGGCAAAGAAGAAAUUGAAAGAUUUAAUGCUUCUGCAGCUGGACUUCUUGCAUCACAUUUGGAUACUUAUGUCAAUAAUCAGUUGAGGCACCUCAAUUCUAGGUAUCAAGUUCUUGUUAAUAUGGCUAACGAUGUUCUAAAGAAAGUAGAGACAAAUUACGAACAGCAUCAAAAUUAUGAUGAUAACUAUGCAAAGACUAAAAAAUGGAUUGAUGAUGCUUGGGAAAUCACUCGCAGUGGUAGUGAAGCCGGAAGCAAUAGUAGCAAGGAAGCCCUUCAAAAACGGUUGGAACAAAUCGAGGAUUUAUUAAAGAGAAGGGAAGAAGGACAAAACUUGGUUCAUGCUACAGUUAAUAGUGGAGAAAAAGUUCUCAGAAAUACAAGAUCAGAUGGCAAAGAUAAAAUAAAUACAGAACUCAAGGAGUUGCAAAAUGAAUGGGACCGUUUAGUUAAGAAAAUGACAACUGCAAAAGUUCAUUUGGAAACUGCGCUAUUACAGUGGGCUGAUUAUAGUUCAAGUUAUUCGCAACUUCAACAAUGGAUCUCAGACAGAGAAGCAAAACUACAAGAAGUGUGCGAGCAAAAGGUCGCUAAGUCCAAAAAAGGUCAAGAUCGCUUAGCUGGCCUCACUACUGGUCUAAGUCUUGGUGAAAGAAAAGCCACGCUUCGUCAAACAAACAAUAUUGUACAAGAUAUCGUUUCGUUUGAACCCAUGAUACAGUCCGUAACUUCUAAGGCUUCAGAACUUAUGCAACAGGCACCAGCGUCUGAAAUCACUAGCAAAUAUGAAACUCUAUCUAAACAAGCUAAAGAUUUAUAUGAGAAACAAAAAGAAGCUGUUGAACAACAUCAAGCUUUCAUAGACGCUGGAUCAGAUUUUGUCCAAUGGAUAAGAGCUGCUAAAGAAAAAUUAGGAAAGUGUUCUGAUGCAACAGGAGACAAGGAAUCAUUAAGCAGUAAAAUAUCACAACUAAAAAUCCUUGAAAGUGAAUUGCCAGAAGGUCAAGUUAAACUACAAAAGGCUCUAGAACAAGGCGAGAUAUCAUGUGGCGUAGCAGAUGAUGAAGAUAGGGAAGAAAUCGAGGAAGAAGUAGCUCUUAUGCAAGAGGAAUACGAUACAUAUGUAGAGCAAUUAAAUAAUACCAAAGCUCUUAUUGAAGGAGGUAUUGUAAAGUGGACAGAAUAUGAAGAGCAAUACAAGGAAGCCUUGGAUUGGUUGUCAAAGACUGAAAAAUUAGUGCAAUCAUUUAAUAAAUUGCAAAAUAACUUGGAACAGAAAAAAGUCGUCCUUGAAGAAUUCCAGGGACAUUUGCAGAUGUUAUUUGACUGGCAAGCUGAGCUUGAUAAGCUCAAUGUGCAUGCACAAACAUUGUUAGAAACUUGUGCUGAUACAAGAAUAUCGAAUGGUAUUACUCAGUUAACAACAAAAUACAAUGCAUUGUUAUCUUUAGCUAAAGAAGAACAUCAACAACAUAAUGCCCUUUACGGUGAGUGUCAAGACUGGUUGGACAGAACUCGUGAAAAACUUAACCAAUGUGCUGAGAUACCAAAUACCUUGCCAGAAGUAAAUAGUAAAUUGAAUACUGUAAAACUGUUACGGCAGUCUUUGGAACAAGGACAAAACAAAUUGAGGUAUCUCUUGGAGUUGAAAGAGAAAGUUAUUAUGAAUACAGAACAAACAGGGGCAGCGAAGAUUCAAGAAGAUACGGAUAACUUAAAACAAGAAUUUGACAAAUUAAUUGCUGACCUACAAGAUGUUCGAAACAAAUUGAUGAGUAGAGCUGCACAAUUCGAUGAUAUUUCUAAGAUUCACAAGCUGUUGGUUGAAUGGUUAGAUGACAUCGACCAAAAGAUACAGUCUGAUGACUCUUUAUUGAAUGAUCUAUCUGAAAAGAAAGCGAAACUGGAAAAGUUCAAAACUUUCAAUCGGGACAUUGAUUCUCAUAAUGAUUUUAUUAAGAAAUUAAAUGAGAAAAUUCAAGAAGAUGCAUCUUUGAAAUCAAAAGAUAUUGAAGACACUCUGAAGCGUUAUGAUGAUAUCAGAAAGACCGUAAAUGAAAUGAUUUCAAAACUUGAAGAAUACGUUAACUCUCACAUCCAAUAUAAAGAAUCAUAUGACAAUUUUUAUGACUGGAUACGUAAUUGUAAAAUAGAAAUUCAGCAGUGUUCAGAUUCACAUGGAGAAAAGGAAGAGGUACAAAAGAAACUUAAAAAUGUUAACGUCAUUAUCGAAUCCUUACCUAAAGGAGAGGCACUUCUAAAGAAAACAAUUCAACUUAGUGAAGCGGUACUAAAAACAACUGGAAAUGAAGGAAAGGAUAACAUAAACCAAGAAAUCAAGCAGUUACAGAUUGAAUGGGAAAAUCUUCAGCAAAUUUGUAGGGAUACCAAAAAAUUAUUGGAAAAAUGCCUGUCUGCUUGGUCAGAUUUCAUAGAAACAUCAGACAAAAUGAGUAAAUGGGUUAAGGAAUUUGACAACAAAUUGAAAUCCGUCCAAAAAGUAGAUAAGAUUACUCCUGAACAUCUUGAUAAAUGUCGGGAAUUAUUGACUGAAGCUUUAGGACACAAGCAUGUAUUGGAAGAACUGAAUGACAGAUGUGAAAAUCUAAUGGAACUUAGUGCUUGUGCUUGGGUACGGGAUAAAACUGUCAAUUUGCAAACAGAAUAUACUGCAUUGCUUACCAAAAUUCAAGGUCUUGUUUCAAAUGGAGAAAAGAAUCUAUCAGACCAUACGGAAUUCAUAAAAGCUAAACAGGACUUGCAACAAUGGCUCGAAACAGCACAUGGAACCGUACAAGACUCGAUUGGGGUAGGCGACAUCGAAACAACUAAAGAUAAGCUUGAAACGAUUAAAUUAGUUAGCAACAGAAUGACAGAAGGUCAUCAUUUAUUGGUAGUAUUGCAAGAAGCAUUCAAAAAAGCACUCAACAAUACUCCACCAGAAGAGCAAGAUAGUUUGCGAAACGAUGUUACCCUUCUACAAGAAAGUUGGGACCAACUGAAGAUUGACUUAAACUCCAUCACUGCACAACUCAAAGCUGCUAUUGGUAAAUGGGAAGACUUUGAAGAUUCUAAGAAUAAAUUGAAUCAAUGGAUCAUGGAUACCGAACAAAACUUGGACAAAGUUCCAGCCACUGGUGGAGAACUAGGAGAGAUGAAGACAUUAUUAGAAAAAUAUAAACACAUUGAAGAAGAAAUAGAUAAUAAGAAACCAGAAUUAGAAAGAUUAAAAAGUGAGGCAGCUGAAUUGAGUGGAUGGGCCAAAAAUCCUGCAGUAAAAGAAUCAGUAACUGAAAUUGAAAAGAAGUGUGAUGCUUUGCGUGCUAAAUGUGUAGCAAAGAAAGCCGAGUUGGAGUCGGAAAUAAAAGACUACAAUCAAUAUCAUCAAUCAUUACAAGAUACCGAGAAAUGGUUGCUUCAAAUUUCAUUCCAACUUAUGGCUCACAAUUCUUUAUACAUUUCAAACAGGGAGCAAACUGAAGAACAACUGGCUCAGCAUGCUGUAUUAUUGGACGAUAUUCAGAAAUACAGAUCGACUCUGGAUGAGUUAGAAGCUAAGGGUAAAGCCCAGAUUGAACGUUAUGAAGCUACUACGGUUUCUAUUAAAGACACUGUAGGCAAACAACUGAAGAAUGUUAACGACAGUCACAAAUCUUUACUUGCCACUGCAUUACAAAUCGAACGCCGACUUAGGGAGGGAUUAGCUAAGUUUAAGGAAUAUGAAGAUACUCUUGAAAGUAUUUUGAAUAAUCUGGAUGAAUGUGAGCCUGCCAUCACAGAACUAGAUGUGCCUGUCGAUGGUUUGUCACAUGGUCGAGAAUUAUUAGAUAAAGCUAGGGCCCUCCAUAACCGACUACAAACAGAGAAGAGUCGUUUAUCAGCUGCAGUAGCAGCUUGUUCCGCAGCUGCUGCUUCCGUUUCCAGACCUUCAUCACCAGCUGAUACAGCACCAUUACCGAUUCCAGCACGUGAGCUUCAUGUUAGAGCGCGCCUAGAAGAUCUCAUCGAUCAGAAACAUGUGAACGAAGUUGGCAGUGCACCGCGCAUCGACGCUAUUAUUAAAAAUUUAGAAGCACCAGAAUUCAACAAUAAACUGAAGGCUUUUGAACAGAGGGUACAAAGCCACCUCGAAACUCUUGGCGACGCUGUUCAUAGUAUGGAAGAAUCCAUGAAACAGGUUAUCGAAAUUCAAGAAUGGAUCAAUAUCCACAACGCUCUUGUCCGUGAUUGGCUUGCAAAUCCGUCUAAGUUGCGACCCGAAGCAGCUAAACAAGACAUGGCAGCCAUGAGUGAUGCAUUAGUUUCAUUAGGAGAGAAGAGGAAUAGGCUGUUGACUGAAAUACCAACUGAAGGCUUAGAAGAUGAAUUGAAUCUAGAAGAUGACUUGGACAACCUAGAGGAGUCGAUUGUAAAAGCAAUUGAAAGAGAAAAAGGCAAUCAAGGUAUAAUUGACGAUUUCCGCCACAAGUGUCAAGAAAUUCACGACUGGUUUGACUCAGUUUUGAAAAAAAUGUGUUUGGCAGACAAAGGUUCUGGCCUUCCAUGCCCGCAAAAACUAACUGCUUUAAAAGAGUUGUCGGCAGAAUUUGAUCAAACAGGAAAAGAUAGGGUUGACGGUAUUAAGACAGUUGGUUCACAAGUUAUCAAUAUUGUUAGCAAUCUGGAGUCUCAACAAGUUGAAGAACAAAUGAAAUCGGUUGAACGACGAUACAAUGACAUAGCCAAACGCAUACAACGUAAAUUACAUAUGCUUGAGAUAACAUAUAAUGCUAUUGAUGGCACAAAGAGUGAAGUUAAUGCCCAAAAUGAUUGGAUGCAAAAAGAAAUAGACAAUAUUUUACACCCGGAACCUUUAGGUUAUGAAAGUAAAUCAGUUAAAGAAAGGCAAAAGAAGGUUGCUAAUUUGUUAAAAGAAACUGAUGGCAAGAAAACUGUAAUUGAUUCUUUAGAAAAGAAAGUAAGUAACAUUCAAUCUGAAUUGGAACCAUCAGAGCAAACGCAACUGGAAUCAGAACUGUCUGAACUAUCAUCAAAACAAAAACAAUUAACUUCUCUAAUAAAACAAGAAAUUGAGAGACUUGGUAGUUGUACUGAAGAUAGAAAGAAAUUAGAAAAUGAUAUUGAAAAGGCUAAGAAUUGGUUAAAGACCAAGCUUGCUGAAAUUAAGAAGUUAGGUGGACCUGUACCUCUGGAGGCUACUAAAGUUGAAAAAGAAAUAGCAAUUCAUAAAAAGCAUCAAAGUGAAUUAACUGAUUUCCAUAAUGAUAUACUAACUGAGGUAAUACGCCAAGGUAAUUCUGUAUCUAAAGACUGUUCAGCAGAAGAUAGAGCUAAAUUGCAAGCAAUUUUAGAAGAUCUAAAUAAGAGUUAUACUUCAGCCAAAGUCGAUAUCGAUGACAAGCUUUCUGCGUUGAACAAAUUAUUACAUGGACGAAACGAUUUUGAAUCUGAAGUUGCAAAGUGCCAGAGUUGGUUAAAUGAAGCAGAAGUAGCCGCAACUCCAGAACUCCGAACGACAAGCUUGCAACUUUUAGAGGAACAACUAGCUAAGUUUGAAAAGUUAAGUAAAGAAGCAGAAGAGGUUGGUAAAAAUAUAUCCAAAAUAAAGGACAAAUCUAAAGAUAUUAUGGAUACACUCUCAGAUUCUAACAAAUUGCAACUUAAAGAACAGGUUAAUAUACUAUCCGAUAAGUUUGCAAGAAUCAAUGCUAUCAUUAAUGAUAAAAAGAACAUAUUAUUAAAACAUAUUAAGGAAUAUAAAGACGCUGCGGCUAAGAUAGCAGCAGCUUUAGAAUUCUUGAAUGAAAUUCAAAAUAAACUAAAAGCCCUAAACAAACCCAUAGGCAGUAAAGUAGAAGACGUUCAGCCCAUUAUUCAGGCCUAUGAAUCGAUUCUUUCUGAUCUGAAAAAGAACAAAGCCAUGCUAAAUGAAUUACAAGGUGGCAAUCUUCACGAUCUACAAGAUAUUCUCACAAAACAAGAUGAUCUUAUGGAUACUAUUGAAGAUCAAAUUUCGAAACUUAAGCAAUUGCUCUUGUUACGAGAACAGUUCUUUGCCCUUGUGAAAGAAAUUGAAGAAUUCAUUUCUAAGUAUACUGAAGUGACUGCCGAUAUAGAAAAAUCUAAUGAUUCAUUAGAAGAUAAAAUAAAACGAUAUGAUGAUAUCAUUGGCAAAAUUCAAGGCUGCGAAGCUCUCUUAGCUACUGCUACAGAUAAAGGUCAACAAAUCGCUGCAGAAGGCACUGUAAUUGAUAGGAACAAUAUAACAGAGUUACUUCAAUCAUUAAAACAACAGCUUUUAACUUUGAGAAGAACAGUAGAGUCAAAAAGACAAGAACAUGAACGAGCAGCAGCAGAACAUAAGAAACUUGCUUCAGAUCUAUCUGAAAUUUUACAAUGGUUACAUGAUAACGAAGCUUUAGUACAUUCUCGUCCACUCCUCAAUAGAGAUGUAGCUAGUGUUGAUAAGAAACUAAUUGAACAUGCUGCUUUGGCCAAAAAUAUUCAGUUGUACCUUGAUAAAUUAGAAAAAAUAACUGACGUUAUUAAAAAUGAUGAUGGCGUUCCCGGAUCGUUGUUAGAAAUGGUAUCAGAAGGAAACUCUCUCAAAACUUCCCUUCCAGCUGAGCUGACUAACAGAGAAAAAUAUUUACAAGACAAUAAGAAGAACAGGCAACAAUACCUUCAAUUAGUCGAAAAAUUAAAUAUAUGGGUAAAUGAAGCUAAUAUUCGUCUCGACAUGGGCAAAAACGGUACUGAUUUUGAAAACAUUGAAGCUGAUUUGGAAGAGCAUAAGUCAUUUUUUAAUGCUUCCGAACCAGAAAUGAAGGAUUUAGUCGGAAAGCGUAUGCAGGACAUUGUAGACAAAAUUUGGCCGUCAUUAGCAGCAUCAGAACAAGAAGAGUUAUCAAAAGAUCAUCAAAAGCAUAAUCAAUUGUUAAAGAAUACAUUAAAUUCGGCGAAAUCUCGUCUAGCUCAGUUAGAACAGGACUUGGAGAUUUGGAAAGAUUUUUGUCAAUUGGUAGAUAAGAUCAAAGCUAUGUUGGAUAAGAACGAUAUCAAAGACGAGCCUUUCACUACGUUAGACGAGCUGCGUAUGCAUCUAGAGAAGCUGAAGCACGCAAAGAAUGACUUAGAGAAUCAGCAGCCACUCUUGGACGUGGUCCGGGAGCGUGCUCGCGAACUCUGCAGCGGCGCGGACGCAGCCAGCGGCGAACGCGUCGAGCAGAAGACCAGGGAACUAGCCGACCGAUGGAACAUCACCUGUGAAGGCUUGGCUAAGCGUGCGGCGACGGAAGAUCACCAGUUACAACGCUGGACGCAAUUGCUGGACGUGCAGAGAAGCCUUACCGCUUCCAUCACAGCUGCAUCAGACCGGCUCAGGCAACUUGACGCCACACCUACUACUAGGAGACGAGCUCUAGACAUCAGGCAUGCUCUUCAGGAACUACAAACUGACGUGGCUAGCCUGGAGGACACCAGAGAUGAACUAUUAGAACAUGCAGACUUCAUAGUUAACCUCCUGAAUACACACUCUCAAGAAGUGGCUGAAGAUACAGACGGAAACGUCAAAGAGCUUGUGGAGAACUAUGAGAAAUUGCGAAAGACUAUUGCGGCGAGGCUCGCGGAGAUAGACACGAUCAUUUCUGAGUUCGACCGAGUGUCGGAGAAGAUAGACGAACUCCGACAGUUGAUCGACGUGUCUAUUGCUAAAGUGAAGACUUUCUACGUCUUUGGCGAGGACGAAACGGGGGGUGUGCGUGCACUUGCAGAAGAAGUUUCCGAACUAGUUCAACGUACAAAAAAUUUCACUGAAGAAAGCAGAAAGCGGUACAGUGGAUCUGCACCUGCUGACGUAGCUCAAGAGCUGUCAGCUUUAGAAUUGUCUUCUGAAGCGUUGGCGGCAGCAAUGGAAGAGAAAGAAAGGGAAUGGAAACGUGCGCGCACAGCUCGAUCUGAAUAUGCAACAGACGUAGAAGAUGUGCAAGCGUGGAUCAGAGCUUCUGAAUUGACAGCACGAGACCGCACUUUACCACCUGAACCCUAUAAAGAGCGCCUGGUGGCAACUAGAUCUGAAAUACCAAAUAUUGCCGAUCGAGUGGAACGAUUGACACGCAAUGCACGUUCGAUUGUGGAAGGCAGUCGCGAUGCUGGAGAAAGACAACUUGUACAAUCGACCGUAACAGCACUCUCAGAACAGUUUGCUGCAGUAUGUAGUGAACUUGAAACAAGACAAGCUGCUAUCGAAGACGCUUGUGAUGCUGUUGCCAGAUUCCUUGCACUUCUUGAAAAAGUCCUCCUUUGGGUUGAGACACAACGUGCAUUCCUAGCGCGGCCAUUGCCUUUGGCCGACUUGCAGGAGGCGCAACAGAAACAGACUGAAUAUGGGAACGCACUGAAAAGUUGUAAGCAGCAAGCUAAGAAUUUAGCAGAUAUGGCAAAAGAGAUAGAAGCGAUAGAGCGUGUAACAAGUUCAGGAGAUCUCCCAUCGAGACUUGAAGCGGCUGAGAACUCCACAGUUGAUGUUGAAAAACGACUAGCGAAGACAAAUGGCCUACUCCAAGAACUUGCAGAAGAAUGGGAGAGAUGCGAGAAGAAAUUAAAAGAUGCCGGACAUUGGCUCGAAGCUACCGCAAGAACCCUCGAGACGCCCCAAAACGCUAAGAAACCAUUGCGGGACCGUCUGGCAUUGCGGGAAAAGCUCAUUAAUGAUAUUUCGACACAGAAAACGAAGAUAACUUAUGCAGUCGAGAAGCUGAACGUACACUUCGGUCCAGACGGUGUAGCAGCAGAUUCACGAGGGCCAGAAGGUGUAGAGGCUAAUGCUCGAGCACUGAGCGCGUCCUUGGACGCUCUUAGUGCACAAACGUCUGCCCAAGCGUUGGCUCUUGGCGCAGCUCUAGCACAAGUAGACGCGUAUUGCGCUGACGUUGCGCUUCUACGUCAACAACUGCUUCAAGCUGAGCAGCAACUGCGCCACGCUGCGCAGCCCAACUAUAGCCCGCGCGAACCGGAGCGCGCGCAGAAACAUCAACAGGAAGUCAACCGGCGUAUCGAUGAGCUGACACGGGUUAUCUACGAGCUGGACCCGUACUUCGUGAUGCCGGCGACAGCUAGCGAGCUGGACGAGCCGGUGAGGACUCUGAGCAUGCUCGUGUCCACUGGUGACAGCGCUCGUGCAAGGCGCGCGCGCUCGCCGCAGCGGCGCGCCCGCAGUCCCGCUUGGCUGCUUGCCGGCACCACCUACGCCGAGAUAGUCAAGGGCUAUGGCUCAAGAUCUAGUUCAUUUGGAUCUAGACAACCUAGUGCUCAGCGACCUGACUCUCAUAGACAGCCCAGCGCACAGAGAGAACAGAGUGGGUCAAGAGAGUUUAAAGAGAAAGAUAGUCCACCGAAGGAUGUGUAUACAUGUGCUAGUGAAAAAAUUAGUGUGACUGUUCAGUCUUGUGUGCAGUGUAAUCCGAUAGAGGAUAUGACUUUCGAGCCCAGCGGCGGAUAUAGUGAGUCUCGUGAAUGUGAUAGCGUUAGUGAAAGUGAACGUUAUAGACAUGAGUGUAUGAAUGACUAUGUCGAUGAUUAUGUCACUCGUAAUGUACCAGUAAUGAAAGAAACUUGCGGAUAUUAUGCACCAUCUUCUCACGAAGAGUCAAGCUCUGAAAAUCAAACGUUCAAAUUACCAAAACCAAAAAGUCACACCGAGUUGGAAAAUAUACCAUCCUCUACUUUGUUGGAAUUGACUCCUUCAGAAAGAGUAACAAGAACUAGUAGUCCAGCAGCAAAAUAUCGCUCACAAGAUCUCUCCUAUGCGGAAAUAUUAGCACUAGGCUUGCGUAAACAAGUUAAAACACAUAGUGUUGCAACACUCCCUAAACCACAAGUUGCACAAGUAGAAUUAAUGAAAGAAAUAGUUGUGGAAAGUACUGAAAUUCAACCUAUCCAAUAUACGGAAUCGGUAAUUGAUCGGAGAGAAACUUUAAAUACUAAGCGUGAUAACCAAGAGAGACCAUCGCAGCGCAGUCGAUCAAGAGAUAUGCCGAGACAAAGACGUGCUCCAGAAAAACGACCAUCUAAAGCACAUGACACUCAGGGAACUAAAAAGAAAAAAACGGUUAAAAAAGUUAUUGAAGUACAAGACUUUGACGACUCUAACGAAACUCUACAGCCAGUGGAAAUAAUUCCUACAGCAUUGCCUACAAAGAUAGAUUCUCCAAAGAAGGAGUUAACUAAAAAAAUUCAGCACAGUGCUACCAUAGUUGAAACAGUAGUGGAAAAUGUUGGUACCAUGCCACAACAAAGCGAUAAAAUAAAUAUUGAAGUUGAAUCUAAGAAAUCCAAAAAGAAACAUAAAGCUAAAAAAGGGAAACCAGCCGAAGAUGAGAUUCAAAAAGCUUUAAAAGAAAUCGAAGAAUCUGAUAAAAACAAAAAGAAAAAGCCUAAAGAGUCUCGUGACAAGAGCAAAGAAAUGGAGAAACAUAGUGUUGAUGAAAUAGUUUACCCUGUUGGGGAUAAAAAUAAACAUAUGAUUGACCACAAAGGUGACAUUAAAAAGGAACAGCAAUGUGCAAAGCAAUACACGGACGUAUCUUCUGAUACAUUCGCAAUUAGUACGCAGGAAACUGAGACUAUUAAUCAACCAGAUAUUGAUAAUAUUAAAAGAGACACUUUAGAAAUGACCACAAAAUAUAAGGAAAGUGACAAUAAUUUAAAUGCUACUAUACCAAUAAAAAUACCGCCAAAGGACUCACAUCCUUCAAAAAGUAAGAAAAAGAAGUCGGUUAAUAAGUUGAAAUGCUCUGAAGUUGCAAAAGAUAAUGUUUUAUCUGAAAGUUUAGAUGCGGAGCCUAAAACAAAGAAAAAGAAGAAAAAUAAAAAUUCUGACGAUAUUCAAAAUCAAAAACAAAUGUUAUUUGAAACAGCUGAUACUAUAGAAAUUCCAAUUUCGGAAGACAUUAAAGUAAUAGAACCAAUUUCUCAAGAAGUUCCAACAAUCGUUGAGCAAGUUGAAGAAUUUAAGCCUAUAUCAAAGGACAUCGAACCAAAUCAAUGUUUCGAAGAAUCUAUCUCUGCUCAAGAUCUAGUUUCAUCUGUUGACAUAGAUAAACAAUAUAGAACAAGCAGUGUCUCUGAAAACGUGAAUACUCAAAAAAAGAAAAAGACAAAGCCGAAGAAAAAUAAAAUAGAGGAUAACGAAGUUGAAAAGGCUUUACAGGAAAUUGAAAAACUUGAAUCACAUAAAAAGAAAAGUAAAGAAAGACAAGGAAAAGCAAAACAUGAAAAAAAUAAGGAAACCACUAAUUUAGACACAAUAACAUUCAACAAGACUGUGAUUUCUUGUGAUGAACAUAUAAUCGAAAAAGAUUUUGACCAAAAAUUAGACGCAUCUAUAAGAUUAGAGAAUGUAGAAAACAAAUUAGUAUCUGUAGAUUGGAAUGAUUUAAUUGCUGAAGAAGAAAAUGUUAACGAACCAAUUUUGAUAGCAAACGAAAAUGCAAGCUUUGAUCUUUGCAAAAAAGUAGAGCAAGCUUCUGAAGUAAUUAUAUUAAAAGAAGAUAAAAAAAUAAUUAGUGAAGAAGUCUCGUCAGUAAUAGAUGGCACAGCAGACUCAUCGUUUACUAUAAAUCAAUCAGAACCAAUUUGUAGAAAAUUAUCAAUAGAUACUGAACUGACAGAUAUACAACAAGAAACUUCUACAAUAUCAAGCCUUCCUAGUGAGCAGAAUAAUAAUGACAAAUAUUUCUCAGCCGAACCACUGAAAGAUAAUUCAAUCAGAUUUAUAGAAGAACAAUCUAGUUUCCAAGAUAUUCCGAAAGAAGCUGAGACGCGUACUAUAUAUUUAAUAACACACGAAGAGAAAAAAUUGCCACCGAUAAGGACCGUCAAAGUAUUUAGUAGCAAGAGUAAUUCUCUAGAAGAUACAUCUCCAAUUGAUGAAAAUAUUAGUUUCAUUAAUGAUGAGAAAAAAAGCGACAAAAUCACUGAUGAAAAGUCUUCCAAUAUUAAUAAAAAAUUAGAUGAACCUGUUGGUAGUAACACACAUAUUUUAGCUGAUAGUAACAAAAAUGAUAUCGAAAACUUUUUAGAGAAUGAAAAAAGACUCACCGAAAAAGCAUUACAAGAGAAAUUGGAUGACAGAGAACCAUCUUUAUAUUUAGAUUUAGAAUCACAAAUAAAACCACACUAUGAACAACAUGGUGAUACGAUGAAAGCAUAUAAUUUGCAAAAUAUUGCUGAGGAUAUAAACAGUCCAUGUACUGUAAUCGUUGCACAAGAUAACGUAGGUGAAUUAGGAGCACUUGGAAUAUCACAAGAGACAGUCACAAAUGAAAAUAUAUUAGAAGAAGCCAUAUUCGGAUCUGUACAAGAUCGCAAAAAAAUAUCUUCUGGAACAGUUUCUACUAUCCCAUAUACACAACUAGUUGAAGAAUCAAAAAAAUACUCCCUUGAAAUGGAUAUGAAUGAAUUAGAAUAUAACUAUUACCAAUUCAUUAUAAAAUCUAAUAAACAAAAGCAACCAAGUAAUGAACUUUCGUUGGAAAGAGAAAAAGAAAAUCAAGAAACUAUGAAUGACGCAUUUAUAAAAAAUAACUUAUUGAGUCAGAUUUCACUGGAAAUAACUGAGCCUCUGCUGAAUGAAAAAAAAUUAGGGACAACCGAUGUUGAAUUACGUGAUGCAGAACAAAUAUUUGAAAAUAUGAUAGUAGCGCACGAAACUCAAACAUACAAAGAUGAAAAUGUGAAAAACAAAGAUGAAGAUAUUAAAUUACAAACGGAAAUUCCAAUUAUAGAAACAAAAGAAGUUUUGGAAACUUUUCAGAAGAUCGACCAUGUUUGUCAAGAAAACCAGGAAUCUUCUGAAGCUAAGCAGUCUGUAGUUAAUUUAUUAAUCGACGAAAAAAACAUAAUCAAACAUAAUCAUCAAGAUAUUAAAGACGGAGAAAUAGCUCUCGCAAUUCUAGCUGAGAGAAAGCUAAAAAGUGAACAACAAAACACGGAUAAUGACCAUCAACAAAUAAUAUAUAGUACUGACAAAAGCCCUGACAAAUUUCUAUCAGAAAGUUGUAACCAAAAAAUUAAUGAAUACAUGCAAAAUCUUGAUCUUGAACAUAGUACUAAACAAGAUUUGUCACACGAACAAAGUAAACCCGAACAGGAAAUCUUAAGACACAGUUAUAGAGAAAUACAAGACGCCGAAAAUAUCCUUGCGAUGUCAUCUCAAAGAAUAAAAAGCAAACCAAAUGAAAACGUUCAUGAAACUGAGACACAUGUAAAUAUAAAGAAGAAUGCUGUUGAUGAUUCCACAAUUGGGGAGAUUGUUGAGGAGAUCGAUAUUGAUAGAGACAUAAUUCGACCUGGCGAUAGAAAUUACAAUAAAUUCGACUCUCGUUGUUUACCUGCAGAGGAUAUUGAUUUAAAGUCAUGUUCUACAAAAAGUACAAACAUUGAAAAAAUUAUACCUAAAGAGGAAGCUUUAAAGUACAAUUACCAUGAAAUAAACGAUGCUGAAAUAAUUUUUGCAAAUGUGAUAUCUGCCCCCAUCUUACUAAAUCUUGCAGCUGUUCAAAACACACACAAUGAUUUGGAAGAAGAUGAUAUACAAAUUACAGUCGAUCAUCACCCAGCCAUUAUUCAAUCAUUCGAGAGUACUGACAACAAAACAGAAGAUAUACAAACUGCUCUUCAAACUCAAAUAUCAGAGAUGCAAACAAAUAAAAAUAUCGUUGAUGAAACAAUUAUAACUCAGUCUGCUGCUGAGCAUUCACCAAUAAAAGUUAAAAAUAUUGAAAACAAUGAUGAUCAUCAGUCAAUUUCAACUCAAGUAAUCGAUCACAUUUUAGAUGAAAAAAUAAUAACGCAAUCUAGAGCGGAUGAGCACUGUUUGAGUGUAAACUUAAAUCAAACUGCUGUUUCAGAAUGUAUCGCAAAAGAAGUAGAAAGUCACAACAUUGACGAAAUUAACACAAAUGAUGGAAAUUCUUCAAAUUCUUAUAUAAUUCCAACUCAAGAAGCAUUACGUUAUGACUAUCAAGUUAUAAACGAUGCUGAAAAUAAGCUUGCAUUUUCUACAAAAUCGAACGCAAAUACGCAAAUAUCUAUAGCAGUGAAAGAUGAAAACAAUGAUAAUACAAUACAAACGCAAAUGACAGGAAAUGAAAAUAUGGAUAUGGAAGUGAAAAUUAGCCCACUGCGUCAAACCUAUCAUGAAAUUAUAGACGCUGAAAACGUUUUAUCAAAAGUUUCUAUUGCUCAUAAUGAAAAUGAAUCUGUGGACGAGACCUCAUAUAAAAAAGAAGAUGGAUUAAAUGAAACAUAUGAACAGGAUAAAAUAAAAGAAAGCAUUACUUUUGAAAACACGUAUCACAAAUAUAAAUACAGUGAACUGGUAGAUGCUGAAACAAAGCUUGCGUUAGUAAAAUCAUCUGGAUUAUAUUCUGAGUUGAAUACUAUAAGUGAUAAAACCAAUAAUUUACCAAGUACGCUAAAUAUGAAUAAUAGUAAAACUGAAGAACAAUGCGGUACUGAUAGUAUCGAUAAUAAAUUCAGUUCAUCAGAACAAAACAUGAAUCAGAAAUCAAAAUAUGAGGAAUUUGAAUCUAAACAGAAUAAUUAUGAAGAAAUAAAAGAAGAUAAAAAAUCUCUGGAAACCACUUCCAUUGAUGUUUCUAAUUUGCUGACAUUAGACCCCCAUGAAGGUUUGCUAAUGAAAUCAGAAGAAAAUUUGGAAAUAUCUAUGGAAACUACGAGAGAUCAUAUUAGUGAAAAAUGUAAACCAUUACAAAAAAAUGAUUCAAGUGAGAAUAUAGAUCAAUAUAAGGAUGAUGUUAUGGAGCAAAUGAAAUCAUCAGGAGAAAUAGAUUAUCAAAUCAUUACUGAUACAGCCGAAUUAAAGUCUGACAUAAUUUCUUUUAAUAUAAUGCAGGAACCAAAAUCCUUUGAAGUUGAUCUGAACAAAACACCUAUAGUUGUGAAAUAUGGAACUGAACAAGAUGAUAAAGAAAACAUUCAAAGAGAAAAUAUUAUUUCAACAAAUGUAAAUAAUGAUAUUCCUAACACAUCUUUAGAAAACGCGCCUGCACAAUUAGAUGAAAGCUUUGAGCCCGCUAUCAAACUAACGGAACAGUGUGAACUGUUAAGCGAUAAGAAAGAUACGUAUAAUAUUGAAUGUUCGCGGGAAAUCGCAACAUUAAUAAAUACUACGGAAGGAACUGAAACUAUUUCUUUAAUUAACACACGUACUGAUGAGCCUGAUAUAAAGCCUGAUGCUAUCUCGGUUGAGCCUACAAUGAAUAAGAUUGUCAUAGUAGAUACAAAAACAUUAGAGCCUGAUACGACAGAUAAUAUCUUAGGUGGUCAAUGUAUGGAACAAUUAUCGGAACCCAAAGAAAACAUACAACAUCAGAAAAAUAUGUCCAAUGAUGUUGACUUAAGCCUAUCUAAAAACGAAACAUGUACACGUACUGAUAAAUCCCCUAUACAUAGCUUGCAUGACCUUCUACCCGAGAUUGAUUCCAUUCCUGAAUUUAAGCCUUCUUUUUCAAAUACUGUCCUAUUUUCUAAUUUGUCAGCUGAUGCACCCGAAUUUACACCAUCCUAUAUGUAUCAACAUAAUGCAGGAUCUGAAAUAAAAGAGACACAUGAUGAUGUCUUGAGAAGUGGAUCAAAAUCUGCUGAUGUAACAUGUUCAUCGAUAUUACAAGACAAAGAAGAACCACAAGAACAUAAUGUUAAAGCAGAUGACUCUAAUAUAUCUGAGCCAGUAAAUAAACAAGCUAAUGAAACUAUUGAGAUGUCUGAAGAAGUGAUGAUUCCAGUAAAAUCAAAGAAAAAUAAAAAGAAGAAGAAAAAAGAAGAUAAAAGGGAAGAAACAUCUAUAUUACAUGAUUCACAAACUUCCGAAGUUGAAAUAAAACCUCCAGUACAAGAAAUCAUCAAUGUUUGGGCAAACAUUGCUGAUGAGGGUAAAUCUUAUGCUGAAGUGGUGGCUGAAGGUUUGGAUCAUGAAAACAUCGGAAAAGAUAGUCCACUACAUACUGUAGGAACAUCAUAUAUGCCUGAUGAAGAAAAUGAGCUGAGAAGCAAAGAUGAAAUUUCAGAAAUUAGUGAAAAAUAUUCGGCAACAGAAGAAUCAUUAGGUUCUUGGGCUAAUAUCGUUGCCGCUAACCGUACAUCACCAGAUCGUGUUUUCCAAAGUGAAACUAAUCUGGAACCUCAUGCUCAUGAACAAACACGAGCUCCUGUUAUAUUAAUUGAGGAGUUGAAUUCAGAAUUACAUAAACCACCAAUUACAAUGGAUGCUGAGGGAUUUAUAACUGUAGAAAGACAUCGAAGGUCAAGGUCUCGAUCAAGGGAUAAUCGAGCGUGGUCAACUUCGAAUAUUACUACUAAAGAAGAGCGUGAUAAGUCUGAAAAUAGAUUUGAUGCCCUUGUUACAACAUUGAAUACAGAUAAUGCUGAGAUUAUUCAAACUGGCCACAGUGAUGAUGAAAUUGAAAACUCUAUGAUAAAAAUAUCAAAAAGUAGAAAAAGCAGAUCUUCUAAAUCUAAAGAAAAAGAUAUUCAAUCAAAAGUGAUAGAAUAUGAACCUACUGCGUCUGUUAAUGAAAAACAAUCAAUCAAAAAGAAUAAAAAGAAACGUGGGGGAAAAUCAGUAGAAAAAGCUAAUACUAAUGAUGACACAGCUUUGAUACCAGACAGCGAGCUUGAAAAUAAAAACAUUAUUAUAAUAGAUAAAAAAGAGAUUCCAGUAGAUGUUAUGAAGGGUGACAAAAAGAAAAAUAAGAAGAAAAAUGAAAAACAACGUAAAAUAGAUAUACAUUCGGAUGAAUGUAGUCAUUCUACUGUCGGCCAAAAUGAAAAAGAUCCCAAUUUUGUAUCGAACGCCUUGAAACAAGCAAUUGAAACGCCAAUAUCGACACCUGAAUGCUCUCAAACACCUGUCAAAGAUAGAAUAUUUUCCGAAGCUCAGUAUUGGAAAGUAGAUCCAAGUCACUUAGAUAGUUUACCAAGUUUAUCGAUAAAAUCAGAAACUAACGAUAAUGAAUUCCAAAUAGAAAGCAGUAGCAAAGCAAAUCAUCAAUUUAAGGCAACCAGCACCGAGGUAUCUUUGAAAACCAAUACUGUUUUGGAAAAUAACGAAAGAAAAGAAACGGCCGAAAAAGCAACUUGCACAAUUCAAGAUCAAAUUACUAAAAAUGAGGAAAAAAUAACGGAAGAACAAUCUCUUGAAAAUAAAAUGGCUGAUUUGCAAAGAGAAAUUGAAGAGAUGCUUUUGCCCGAAAAUGAUUCGUCUCAAACGAGUGAUGAAGUACUUCCAGAAUUGAUCAGCCCAAUUUCAAUUGAGUAUGACAAUGAGGAAAUAUCAGCUUUUAUGACACCAUCGCUCGCUUCUCCUGAUCCUGAAGACAAAAUGCUAUUAGAUACAAAAAAUUUAUCGGAAACAGGAAGAUUACAUGAUAUGAAUGAUGAGCAAAUAUUAAGAAUUGAAGAAGACCUAGAUACCAAACAUGUGAGUGUAAGUAUGAUUGACUCAGUAUUGCAAGAACCUGAUUUUAAAAUAAAAGAAAGGGUUGAUUUACCCGAAAAUCUAAACCAAAUUGAAGAUCUGGCAAUUGAAGACCCAAAAAAUGAUAAUCCUGAUCAAAUAAUUUCAAAACUAACAGCUACACAAAUGUUAAUGCAACCUGGUGAAUCAAUUAAUGACAUUGUUGCUAACGUGGAAUCUAAUGUCGUAACUAACAACAUUAAAAACAUCAAACCCGAAAAUUUCUUUACUGAAAAACAUAUAAUUAAUGAUGCCGAAAAAAUGUUACAUCGACAAAAUGUAAUCGAAACUAAUAUGAAUCUUUCCAAUACUAAACUUGCACUUGAAACAUGCUCUCACAAACAGGUGAAUCUGAACCAAAACUUAUUUAUAGACCAUUCAUUUUGGCUUGAUAAACAUGUUUACAAUGAUGCGGAACGACAGUAUUAUCUUGCUAUGUCUAAAAAACUUAGAACCUCAGAUUUGUCUCCAAUAGACUUCGAAAUGAAAGAUAAUAAUGACAAGGAUAAAGACCCUAGUGGAAGUUCGGGUCAUUGUUCUGACAAUGACGAACCUAGAGAUUCGAGUAGUACUUCAUUUGAUUCUAAUUAUAUAUCCAUGGAUUUACCUGGUGGUAUUUGUAGUUGGAAGGAUCAAAGUUCUUACUUAAGUUUAGAAACAACAGGUGAUAUCACAGAAGCAAAAGCUGAAGAUACGUUGCCCACGUUGACCGACACUCGAGAGGAUUUACUAACAACCUUGUCCCUAGAACCAGUUGCCCUAUCCCCAUCCCAACAGGAGCCGACAGAAGGAGAUGCUACUACCAGGACAGCCAAGGAUGACUUAUCUAAUGAUAUUGAAAGUCUACUUGAGGAAGUGAGAAACGUACAGACUCGUCUCACAGAUCUUCCCGAUGAGAGCCUAAACGCUAUGGAGGAUGGUCUCAGGGACGGUAUUGCAGUUCUAGUCAAGUGUGAGGAGGCAGCGAAUCUCUUGGAAACAAAAAUAAUGGAGUACAAACAAGAAGAAGAAAUACAAAUUUUAUUAAAAGAACUGAUAAUUAUGAAAGCGAGAAUCUCAAAACUAUUAACCCAAGCCCGUCAAGGUCUUGACAUCAUCCAGGAAGUCAAAGUAGAAAUGUCACGACAGACAAAAGAAAUAGAGGAAAACAAAGAAAAGAUAUUGAAGCUCGAUACCUGGCUUGAAUCAAUUAAUAAUGAGCUCAAGAGUUCUACGAUAAAGGGGGAUAUUCUUAUCGAAGAAGAUAUAAUUAAAUAUAUAGAAAUUUAUGAGAAAUAUAUCAAUGACUAUGAAGAAUAUGAGGUCAUUUUGAAGUCUAUAACUGUGAUAAGUAGCGAUGAAUCUAGUCAAGCGAUGAGUGAAAAGUUACAUGUAAUGCAGAAGGCUUUGGAAGAAACAAAGAAUCUAGUCAUAAUAGAGUUAGAGAGAUUACGUUAUGUAUUAUUACAUAUGAAGUCCGCCCCAGAAUUGAUAGAAGAUGACGUUUCACAGACUGACAGGACUAUUGACUCUACAUCGAUGCCUGAAGAAAUAGUGACACCAAGAGAAGCAGAGAUUGUCAAAGAAAAAGAACAUUCUAAUUUAGAAGAAAAACUCAUAUCUUGCGAUAUAGUUGAUACUGAAAUACCACCAGUUAACAUCAAAGAAAAAAUAGAAAAUAUCACGAUUGAAACCCAGACUGGAAAAAGUCUCUUAUCGGAACCACCGUCUAUGACCGAUAAAUCUGUUAUAUGUGAACAAGGCGUUAAGGAGACUCACGACGUAUCUGUUACUUGUGCGCCUCCACAAGAAGUUGAAAUACAAACAAGUGAGCCGCACUCCAUAGAGCAUGAACGAGAAAUAUUUGGAAGCAUACAAGUAAGGCAAACCAUUUCUGAUGGUCAUGAAACAAUUGAAAUAGCUAGUAAACCAAUAACAAAAGAACAAAAAGCAGACGAACACUCUUUGUUUGUUGAUGCUAACUAUAAAGAUGAUAAAUCACACAAAGAUUCACAACUCAAUAUAAUUCAUAGCUUGCCACAAUCUUUUGAAACUGUUAUGGUAGAGCCAGACGAGACCACAACUGAAGUGGUCGUUGAUGCUGAUGGUACAAAGAGAAUUAUUGUCAAAAAAAUCCGAAAAACAUUAGUAACAAGACAACAAACUUUGCACACCCAACAACAACGAUCACAAAUACUUUCGAGUGAAGAUUUGCCUCAGGAGACCUUUUCACAGGUAACACUACGAGAAGACAAAGGUGCUAUAUCUACUACAUCAGGCGAUGGUCGUAUUCAGCAUAUUCAUUAUCAAUCUCACGAUGGUCAAAUCAUAUCUGGCCUCCCUGGAGGUGAAGUGACCAUUCAAGAAUUCACAUCGAAACCAGAUAUGGUCAUUACCAUGGAAGAAGACAUGAAACCAGAAGAUAUUUUGCAGUUGGCCGAAGGUCAAACAUUACCUCAAAUUCAAACUUCCUCAUCUAGUGUAACAGCCGUUGUACAACAAGUUACAAAGCGAAUUGUGAAAACCAGACGUCGAAUUAUACGACGCGUGGUCAUAAUAGACGGCAAAGAACAUGUUACAGAGGAGGUAAUUGAAGAACCUGAUAACAUUGAAAUGUUUGAAGAACAAAUCCCAAGAAUCUCCAUAAAUGUUACUGAUCAAGGUGGUGUUCAGUUUGAAGAGAUAGAGGGUUCAGAUGACAAAGGUGAUCAUCCUCCAUUACCACCGUCACAUCCAAAACCUGAUGACACGUCUCCCGAUGAUAAUAAUUUUGACGGUAAAAAUGAUUCAAAAUACAUUAAGGAUGCAUCAGAUUAUACAGUUAUUCAUCAAGAAACCGAAUCACAAAAAUUAGCAAAAGAUAUUGGCGAAUCAGUAUCGGAAAAAUUGCAAGAAGGGCCAUAUAAAAUAAUCACCGAGGAAUCUGAAAGUUUCAAAACUAUUCCUUUAUCAAAAACCAUCGCAGAGACAACGGAAAGUCCUUUUGAUAAUAAUAUAACUAGUGUUCAAACAGGACAAUUUAUAACAACAGAACAAGCAUCAAAUAUGUCGACCAUUGUGCAAAAAGUUACUAGAAAAAUAACACGAACAAGAAAACGUAUUAUUAAACAUAUACAAAUUGUUGACGGCAAGGAACAUGUAACUGAAGAAGUUAUCGAAGAACCUGAAGAUGUAGAAAUUAUAGAAGAAGAACCAAAUGUUAUUCACAAUCUUCAAAAGCAAGGAUUUAGGACUAAAAAAAUCAGGGUCAUUCGUCAAAUACAAAUAAUAGAUGGAAAAGAACAUGUCACAGAAAAAGUAAUCGAAGAACCUGAUGACGAUGUUGAACAAACUAUAGAUGAUAUCGGAAAAAUAAUGACGUCUGAAAUAGAUUUAAAUAUUGAAAAUCUGCCUGAUUCUUCAAAAGAUAAUGAAAAUGUAAAAAGUGAAGUAAAAGAAACUAACUUUACGCAAGGUCCGUCCAGAUUAGUGAAAAGUGUUACGCUUCAAAAAAUGACGGAGAAUAAGACACACGAAAUGGAAGGAAAACAAAUUGAAAUUAGAAAUCCCGUCCUUGAAGAAAACGAAACACAACGUCACCAAGACAAAUAUGUUGAAAUUACAGAAGUAACUUCUCCCAUAGAUGCUUCUAAAUGCCUUAUUGGAAAGGAAAUUGAGCAUUCAACUAAGCAAGAACCUGUGAUUGAUCAAGAGAAAAAUCAAGAGAAGUUUCUUGUUCCCUCAAAGCAAUCAUCCCCAGAAAAUACUUUGGGCGUAAUAACUUCUGCAAUUUCCACCUUUACAACAGUCUCACCUUCUAAUUUAUCAAAUAAAGAAGAAAGUGUUAUAACUGAAGCAGAAAUACCCUAUAUACAGACUGAAUCAUUAAUGGAAAAAGACUCCAUAGAAAAUAAGCCUAUUGAAAACAUUGUAGGUUCUUCUCAAAAAACUGAUAUCGUUAAGCUUCAUCAUAGAACACCCGAUAAAAAAGUAACAGAAGUAAAAGAAAAGCAAUCUCAACAUAAUAAUCCUGUUCUUAAAGAAAAUGAAGAUCAUGACACUAUGAGUCAUCUAGUUCAUGAAACACUAUCUAAACAAGAGAAGCAUGCUGAAGAAAUAGAAAUUAGUCCGCCUGUAACAGUUUCUAAAUCUUUUAUUGAAAGUGAAAUUGAGCAUUCGGCUAAACUUAAACCAGUAAUUGAACAAGACAAUAACAUACCUGAAAUAAAGUUUGUUGUUCCCCCUGAGCAAUUAUCUGCGGAAACUACUAUUUCGUUAACACCUAUAUCUCCCACUCCUACAAUAUCUGCACUAGCUGCUUCUUUAAAUAAAAACGAAAAUGUAACAACAGAAGUAGAAGUACCUCAUUGCAUGCAAACAACAGUGUUGAUAUCGAAAGACUCAAUUGUAAAUAAGUCAAUUGAAAAUACCGGUGAUUGUCCUCAAAAUUCUAAUGUUACAGAACGUUUUUCAACAAUACCCGAAAAAGAUGUAACAAAGGUAAUAGAAAAACAGCCUAACGUAAGCUCUGUGUUAAAAAGUGAAGUUCAUGAAAGCAUGAAUCUACCAAAAGAAGAGAAAUUUAAUGAAAAUACAGAAGUAUCUUCUCCAAUAGUUGCUUCUCAAUCCUUUAUGGGUUGUGAAAUUGAGCAUUCUUCUAAAUUAAAAUAUGCGAUUGGUCAAGACAAAAAUUUUAAUAAAGAAGAGAAUGAAGACAACACAAAAGAAACUACCGAGAAAAAAUUGUCUGAGACUGCAAAGGAUUUUAAAACUGUUCAACCCAAUGAUAUGCCCCAAACACCAAUUUUUGAAGACACUAACAAAGAUGUAAAUGUCGUAGUUGAAAAAGACGCAAAGAUACCAGAAAAAGAAAUUAUAUCACAUAAUAUAAUGGAAGCAGAAGACCAAGAUGAAUUGACAAAGGUAUUACAAGAUACUCAAAAUACUUACACUUCUUCUAAAACAUCAUCAACUCCAAUUAAACCUUCAGAUACCCGUGACAAAAAGGAACUAAUUCAAACCAUAGAUAAACAUUAUGUUAACAUGUUACUAGAAUCAGAGCGACAACAUACAGAAGGCAAUAUUAGCAUAACUGAACCCUUAAUGAGCAACACAAAACAGUCCGAACAAUCUUUAGAAAUUUCAACAUCUAUCAACAAAACGAAUGUCUUAUUACAGCCAGAACCUAAAGUAAAAGUAGACGUUGAAAUUCCCAAAUUAGAACGACAGGCAUCCAAUAUCACCGAAAAAGAAGUUGAGGUAGUGUUACCUACUGAUAUAAAAGAUGAAUUUAAUAAAUCAAAUGUGCAAGAUAUCGUUAGGGAAAGUCCACUUUUAAGUGAGAAAAACAUUGAAUCUGUAGAAAAAAUAGAUACUGGAGUAAUGAGUACUAAGCCACAAAUUAUUCAUAAAGAUCCCGAAUCACCUAUUUCAGAGAUCAUUUUAAUUAAACCACAAUCAUUAGAUGAAAACGCAGAACAAUUUGAAAAGAUUUCAAAUCUUGACAUCAAUCUUCAAAUUACUUCUACGCCUCAAACAAUAGAUCCACUUACUGACAGUGAAAACGAUAAUGAUAAAAUUCAGCCGCAAACAUAUUAUAAUCAAACAGAACUGUUUGUUAAUCAGUAUCCUGUCCAAGUUGAGCCAUUUAAUCAAGAAAUAAAAGUAAUUGAAAGUAAUGUUGCAUCAGAUUCGAAAAUUCCUGAAACUUCUUAUGUUGGACAGGUCCAACCUUCUUCCGACGGUGAAGAACCACCUUUUGAAUCUACAGAUAAUCUUGGAAAAAGUGGCUCAGCCAAAAAUUAUGAUGUCAACUUAUUGUUAGAAUCAGAACGACAACAUACCGACAAAUAUACAAAUACAAAAUCUGAAGACAACAAGGAACAGAUUGAUAAUACUAAUCUUAUAAAUAUGGAAACACAGAAACAAUCUGAACAAUCAAUGGACAUAUCCACUUGCAUUAUCAAAUCAAAUAAAGAACUAAAACCUGAGCCAAAAGUCAAAUUUGACGUUAAAAUUGAAAAUAUGGAGUCCAAUAAACCAUUAAUAAUAAAAAAAGAUAUCGAAGUGAUCUUACCUAGUGAUGUUAAAGUGUCAGAUGAGUACAAAGUUCUAGAUGUAUUAAAUAAGAUUGAAAAAGAUGAGACUCCUGUGGGUACCAUGUCUCCACAGCUCGAUAGUUUGAACUCCUCCUCCAAUCAAGUUAAAUAUAUUUUAUCAGAAAAACCAGAUAUUGUAGAAAAAACAGAUUUUUCAAGCCAAAUUGAAAUAUUUGAACCAGAUACUUCACAAGUAAAAGAUGACUUACAACUCUCACAACAAUCUCUUGAGUUAUCAAUGUCUCUUACGAAAAUAGAUAGUACUAGAAAAACUGAGCCCAAGUUGAAAUUCGAUGUUAAAAUAGAAGAUACUCAAUCAGAUGUCCCAACCAUUGUAAAUAAAAAUAUAGAGGUCGCUUUGCCCAGUGAAGUUGAAAUCACUAUGAAAGAAACAGAAUAUGCCGUUGAUCCUUCUGAGAAAAUAGUGAGUGAAAUAUCAUCAGACGAGUCCAAAAAAGGUCGCAAGAGGAGCAAGAAUAAAACAGAAGCUAAGCAAGUUUCAGAAAAUGAUUCGAUAGAAAUACCAACAGAAAAAAGUUUUUCAGAAACUGAUAGUUCAUCACUAGAUCAUUAUAUCCAGUUACCAUCGUCACCUGUGAUUGAUUCUCCAAAACCAUCGGAAAAUGUCUUUGAUACGGCUGUAGUACUUCAAGUUGAAAGUGGGUCACCUUUGGAUGAAUUUGAAACAGUCGUAGAAGAAAUUGGUUACGAGCCAGAAGAAGUAUCUAUGGAACCAAUUCAGACACCAAAUAAGAAGAAAAAACAAAAGAAACAUAAGCAACGAGGCAUAAGUGAAAUAACCACAUAUCCAAAAUUAAAUACUACUGAUUCUGAUCAAACAUCUGUAUCAACUCCAAUCGAAUUUACUGAAAGUUUACCUGAAAAGAAAACAAAGGACAAAAAGCGUAAAAAGAAAACUGUAAUCGAUUCAAAACCCGAGCUAGUGCAAAACAUAGAACAAAUUUCAGAAACAGUACAAGAAACGCAAACUAAAGCAAACUCACCUAAACUUGGGAGUGAAACAAUAGAUACAUCUCCAAGAGAAGAAUCAUACCACACUUUGAGUGAAACAUCUGAUAUUAGCACUGUAAAAAUUAUAGAAGAAUGUAUUCAAAGUAGCCCAGAAAUCUUACAAAACGAAAUCACAACCACUAUUACAUAUCCUAUCACCAUUGUAGAGGAAAUACCAACCCAAGAUUACUCUAUACAAACGUCACCAGAGCUAUCAGUGGAAACAAAAGUUGAAGAAAAUGUGGAAUUUAAGCCUGCAACUGUCGACAUUACACAACAGACUUCUCCAACGCCAGUCAGUGAAUCUUUAAUACAAACUAUUCCUAAAGAUGAAAAAGAAGUUCAUACUCAAACACUUGAAAAUGUAAAAGUCAUAGAAAGAGUGGAAUUAUCAGAAACAGAGAUGCAAACUAGUCGAGUAGAAACACCAGAGCCAAUAAUCUUAACUGAAUCUACAACACAAGUUGUACCCAGUGACAUUGUAACUCCAGAAGAAAAGUAUUCUCAAACGAUACCUUGCGAAAAAGAUAAAGACCAAACUAUUGAAAAAGUAAUAACUGAAACAGAAUCUAGGGAAAUGCAAACAUCUCCCUUGCCAGAAGUUCAAAAAGACGAAAAAAGCACAGAAGUGACCAUCACGACAGCAGAAACCGAUAUUCAAACUAUGCAACAAGAAAAUAUUGAUAAAGAAACAUCUACUUCUCCAAUCAAAGAAAAAGAAAUGAAUGAAAUGAGUGUACAAACUCCUGAAGUCCCACUUACAAGUACGUUCACGCAAUCUGAUGAACCAGAAAAGCAAAGUGUAAUGUUGGAAGCAAAACUUGAUUUUGUGCCCGAACCUGAUAUCCCAAAAAGGGAAAUAUUAACAUCGGAUAUUAGUCUACAAACAUCUCCUCGAGAGGAAAUAUUAGAUCAACAAAAAUCAUUUGAACCAGCGUUUGAAAAAAUUACAUCAGAUAUUUCUCAACAAACUUCACCUAGGAUUGCAUUAGAAUAUGCAAAAAUCUUAAUUGAUAAGAAGGACGAGUCUCAUAUAUUGGAAACAAACAUAAAAGAUUUACUUCCCAAAACAGACAUAGAAUCUUCACAUUCGGUGUCAGAACUAGAUGAGAUUAUUCCAGGGUUUAAUUUAGAAAUUGAUGAAUCAAUAACAGUCGAUAAAACUCAACAAACAACUCCAAGAAUCGAGGAUAAUAUUAUCAUCCAAGAACUAAUAAAAGAGAAUAUUAUUACUGUUCAUUCAACUCAACAGACAUCACCAAGAUUAUAUUCAGAAGAUUCAAUAUCUACCUCCACAGAAGAACCCUAUGAAGUUCAUUUACAUGCACAAAUAUCUAUUCCUCGAGCUACUUCCGAUUUUAUAGAAUGUGAAAGACUGAACGAAGAUCAACCUGUAAUAGGAGAAAAACAAAAACAAAAGAAAAGGAAACAUAAAAAGAAAGCAGAUUUAACACAAGCGCAAACUCCUGAAAGUCCAUCAGAUCCUAUUACUACUGAAUUGUCUAUGUCUGUAACACCAACUAGUGAAGACUUUUCAAUUAAAGAUUCUUCAUCAAUAGACGAAGGAAUUUACCAAUUUACUAGUCCCAUAACUCCGAAUCAAGAUAGCACUACCCUUAUUCAAUACAAACCUACUUAUUCUGAUGUUGUUCAAAGAUCAAAAUCAAAGUCACCAUCACCAAGCAAAAGUUUGUCAUCGCUUAAAAAUAUAAAAGGGAGACUUCUUGAUACUCUUGAAAAAAGAACUCAAUUAAUAUCUGAACCUCAAAGAAAUGCCUCAGAUAAUGCUAUGAUUGUUGCAUUGUAUGAGCCUACCGUAGAAAAAUCGUAUGAUAUGGUCGUGAACAAAGAAUUAGAUGAAGUCAAAUCUGCAAUCGAAAGUAAGGAUUCAUCAAGAAUUGAAAAAAGUAUUAUUAUUGUAAUAGAAACAAUUUCUGUUUGGCUUGAAGAAAUACAGUUCAAGAUACAGAGAGAAACUAUAGCUGGUAACAAAAAUUUAGAAGAAAGUGAACGUCUUAGGACAUUAGAAAACCAUAUUAGUAACCUAAAAGAAACUAUAGAGUUAACGGAAGUAAAUGAAGAAAUCAUUACCUUGAUUGAAACAUUAACACAUCAAAUUAACGCUGUCAAUACCUUAAGUAAGCAAAGUCCUCUUAAAAUAAAGGAACAAGAAACAGAAUGGAAUAAAUUUAUAAAAGACAUUGAAACAUUGAGCCAAUGUAUUGAUCGUGUAAAAUGUGAUUUAGAUAAUUUAAUUCUAUCGGACGUUCCAAGUCAACAAAAAUUGGAAAAGCUUGACAAAAUAGAGUUAGAAAAUACGGACAAUUCUGAUAAUGUAAGUAAAUUGUUAAGACGAUGUAGGAUGUUUGUAGAAGUGAAUCCCAAACGCGAAUGUCCUGUGGUACUUUACUCUUGCCAUGAUGAUACCAAACAAAUAGAAAAUGCUGUCAAUACAGAAAGGGAUCGCCUUAUGCAACUGACGUCAUUAGCUGAAGAGUAUGAACAAACAUUACAAGAUUUUGCACAAAUCACUGAAGUAGCAGAAGCCUUAUUGGAUGGAAAAAUCGUUGUGUCUAAUUUAGAUCAUUUACAUGAAGAAAUUCAAAAACACAGAAAAUUCUUUGUUAAUUUAAGUCAUUGUAGAGCUAUUCUUGAAUCGCUUGAAGACAAUUUGGACAAUGAAACAAGAGGAAAAUAUUCGGCGUUACAUAAUUCUCUCCAUGAUAGAGCUACUUUAAUAAUAGACAGAGCAGCAGGUAGGGCUCAACAAAUGACAUUAGGCGCUUCUAGAUGGACCUUACUAAAACAAGGAAUGAAAGAAGAAAAGCAAUGGCUUGUUGUGGCUCAGCAGAGAGUACCAGAUUUGUCUAAUGUUACUUCAAUGGAUCACGAACAGUACAUUAAUCUAUAUCAAUCUAUAAGUCUGGAUAUAUCUCAUCACUAUGCGAAAAUGUUACGUUUAUUGUCUAUCACAGAAGGAUUACAAAACUUUAUCGUUUGUUCAGAUUUAGAAACUGAAUGUUCUGCAGCUUUGGAUACAUUAGUGCGAUUACAAGAAGAUGUAGAUUCGCGACUUACACGGCUCACUGCUUUCAAAGAGAAUUGGAUGACAUUUGAUCACCUGAUUGAUAGAAUCGAAGGUCGGAUGCAGACAGCAAAUCGAGAAUUAGAAAAUAUCACGCCUGAAACUAUAACCACCACCGGCAAUCUUCGACGAUUCUGGGAAUUGAAAGCACAACAUGAAGUAUAUAAUAAUCUUAAAAACGAAUCUGGGAUACAAUUUGAGAAAGCUUUAGAAAUUUUACCAAUAUCAGAUGAAAUGGUACAGCGACAAUUCUUCUCUAAAAUCGAGGACAAAUGGCAGGACUUGGCUACUCGAAUCGGUGACAUACAUAAAACAGCUAUACAGAAUUUAACUGAUCGAGAUGUAUCGUCUAGUGAGAAACUGAAUAUUAUAGAAGAAGAACUGCGAGAGCUACGUGCUUCAUUAGAUUGCUUGAAAGGUGUAAUUAGGAGUGAAGAUGAGUUAAACUUGUAUAUAGAAAGAUUACAAGUAAUGACAAGUCGUAUCGAUAGAAUUCUUAAUGAACUCGGCAGACUAAGCCUACUGCCGACAGCUGAGUCCGAACGUUUGGGUGCUCUUUUAACACAGUCAGGUAUUCUUGAUGAUCAGAUAUCAGCGGAGUUAGAAAGGAGUUUAUUACUAAAAGAGAAGCUCGUCCAAGUGCAAACUGGCAUAAUUCGUUGCCAGAAGAGUCAACGUCGCGAUCGGUUAACGUUAGAAGAAUGUGAAGCAGCGGAACGUCUCGGCAGUGAUGUAGUUGAACGAGCAUCUGAAACAUGUGAUCGGUUAAUGGAGGAUUUAUCAUCUCAGUGGCGAGACAUCUUGGCAUUACGACAAUCCCUACAUAUGCUACCAACUAGCUUGAGAGUCUGUGUAUCACCCACGGGUUUAGAAAAGGAUAUUACAGCAUUACAGGACACUCAUGCUGAACUAGAAGCUGCUUGUAAUGACUUAAGCCUGCGACUGCGUGCUAAAGUUCAACUGUGGAAACGAUUUGAACGACAGCUCGAGAUGGUGCAGGGCGCAGUGAGGGAAGCUGACUACAUGGUUGAAUUGCUCACUGUUCAAGGGCAGGUCGACUAUGACCGUCUCCUUAAGGCCACGGAGAAACUUGAGGUAAAAAGUCAAUUACUGAAUUUAAUUAAGAUUCACCUAUUUAAUGAACUGUUAGGUGUUCGGUGGCAUAGUGGAUAAGCGCCGCGGCCUUCGCUCUUUGUUAAGCAACUUUCGCAAGGUUCGGUCACGGGAUGGGUGACCAGAAAAUUAUUUUCUCGAGCUAUUCUGUGCUUCGAAGGGCAAGUAAAACCAUUGUUCCGCCUGCAUCUGCAGUUGAAUACCCUCUAAACGCAUUAGGCCAGCGUGGGAGUUAUGGCCCGUCCUUCUCAGCCAUCCAUAAGAAAAAAUAACCUUCAGCCCCUGCAGUGGGGACAUAAAAAGUCUGAUGAUGAUUAUAAUUAGUCACUCAAAUAAAACAUGACAAUACUUACCUAUUUUUCGUUGCAGACACUCAACGAAUCCCUGUCGCGUCGCAGUGGAGAACUAGUAGGUGAAUUGCGUGACGCAGCAGCACCACUAGCGGCAUCUACUGAGCCAACUGUUGCUGCUCAACUGAAGAGAGAACUGGACGAUGCAGUCGCUACUUAUGAACACACGUGUUCCAAUCUCACUCAGUUGUGUGACAAGUAUAACAAGGCAGUAGACUUAUGGAAGAGGUAUCGUGACGCUGCAGCUGCGGUGCGCGCUUUCGCAGAGUUUCAAGAAGGCAGGCUACAUGCACUCCGACCUGAUGAUGCCCCAGCAACAGCAGCGGUAAGUUUUAUUCUAAACACACUGUUACCCGCAACUUCGCCCGCCUAAAUUAUAGCUUAUGUCACCUGCGUACUAGAAGAUGAUAUUAGAUAUUACAAGGAAACGAAGGCCGAAUAGAUUGGAAAGAUAAAGAACUCUUUUUAUUUUUUCAGAGAUAACAGACUACUUACUUUAAAAUAA